Messenger RNA from Phacochoerus africanus (Common warthog), 421 nucleotides. Its product is annotated as protein PET100 homolog, mitochondrial. The transcript is spliced from 4 exons. Gene Ontology annotation, cellular component: mitochondrion; mitochondrial inner membrane. Bases 130 to 360 code for a protein of 76 amino acids. Gene Ontology annotation, biological process: mitochondrial respiratory chain complex IV assembly. Lineage: Eukaryota; Metazoa; Chordata; Mammalia; Artiodactyla; Suidae. The record is from RefSeq and is a predicted model, not a curated record.
UGACGUCAUCCAGAGAGUUUCUCAGGCCAAUCAGUUUCAGCACUAGAGACCGCCGACCCCUAAUGAGCGGCGGUCUUGCUGGAAGGUUGGUUUUGGGCGGAAGCGGCUUUGAAGCCCAAGAGGAGCGAGAUGGGCGUGAAGCUGGAGGUGUUUCGGAUGACCAUCUACCUCACCUUCCCUGUGGCUAUGUUCUGGAUUGCCAAUCAGGCCGAGUGGUUUGAGGACUAUGUCAUACAGCGCAAGAGGGAGCUGUGGCCCCCUGAGAAGGAGGAUCAGCGCCAAGAGCUAGAAGAAUUCAAGGAGAGGAUACGGAAGCAGCGGGAGGAAAGGCUUCUCCGUGCAGCCCAGCAGAGCCCCUGAGGCCUUGCAAGUGCCUGAGUCCCAGCCCCUCCACCCAUGAAAUAACACACACGUAAUUCUU